Dermacentor silvarum is the source of this 2795-nucleotide messenger RNA. Its product is annotated as P2X purinoceptor 4-like. The transcript has 11 exons. NCBI's taxonomy places the organism in Eukaryota, Metazoa, Arthropoda, Arachnida, Ixodida, Ixodidae. Gene Ontology annotation, biological process: monoatomic cation transmembrane transport; response to ATP. Gene Ontology annotation, molecular function: purinergic nucleotide receptor activity; extracellularly ATP-gated monoatomic cation channel activity. Bases 234 to 1454 code for a protein of 406 amino acids. Gene Ontology annotation, cellular component: plasma membrane; nuclear inner membrane. The record is from RefSeq and is a predicted model, not a curated record.
GCGGGAAAGCAUGGAGGUGGUGAGGGGUGGAGGCGUGAAGUUUGCAACGAAGAAGUGGAGGCGUGGACUAGCGUGCGUGCGCUUUCGAAACCGUCGGCAACUUCUGCCGUGCACCGUCGGUCGGUGCCGUCAUAUCGCUACGUGCUGUCUUGCUGCAACUCGACAAACCGAUCAGCGCACCAAUCGCAUCGGGCUGACCUUACUGCUGGUGUUUGUCAGAGUGACCUGACGCGAUGGGGAUAAACUGUGUGAAGGCUACAGUGAAUUAUUUCUUUGAAUACGACACUCUGAAAGUUGUCCACAUUGGAAACAAGAAGAUCGGCGCACUCAACAGGCUCAUUCAGCUCUUUAUUUUGGGCUACAUAAUUGGGUACGUCAUCGUCUAUCAAAAGGGAUACCAGCAGUUCAGCACUUUCACAUCAGCUACGACAACAAAAGUCAAGGGUGUUCUCUCCACACAAAACAUUUCUGAUGAUGCCUUUUACCCAUUCCUUGAGAACAAGUCUGUCUACAAACGUGUCUGGGAUAUAGCAGACAUUGUUGUCCCACCAGAGGAGAGCAACCAGUUUUUUGUGACAACAAACUUGAUUAUAACACCUAGCCAAGAAAUCAAGACUUGCCCAGAGGAUCCAGAAGUUAAAGAUGCCCACUGCAAAUCUGAGAAUGAUACCACAUCCUGUACACCAGGAAAGCCACUCUUAAUUGGAAAUGGUGUCAUGACAGGACGUUGCGUAAAGGCCGCCAAGCCAAAUGAUACACUGCACGUGUGCGAAAUUUCAGGCUGGUGCCCUGUAGAACAAGACUUUGGGCCCUUGAGGGAUGGCUCAGCACUGCUGUCUGGUGUUCGAAACUUCACGGUGCUCAUCAAGAACUACAUUGAAUUUUCUCUUUUCCACGUUAGAAGGAGCAAUGUCCGCGAUGUUGAAAAUUCGACAUAUCUCAAAUACUGCCGGUAUCAUCCUGAAAAGGAUGCCCACUGCCCGGUGUUUCGCAUUGAUGACAUGGUAGAUGCUGCAGGUGAAGAUUUUGAUGAUAUUGCUACUAAGGGUGGUGUAAUACAGGUGCUUGUAUCAUGGGAUUGCAACCUGGACUUCGAUGUCAAGUACUGUGUGCCCAGCUAUUCUUUUCUUCGUCUCGAUGACCCCAAGGCAGCCCUAGCCAAGGGUUGGAACUUCAGGUACCCCAAGUACUACAACGAGAAGGAACGCAGCCUUGUGAAGGCGUAUGGCAUCACCUUCGUAAUCCUAGUUCAAGGCAGGGCUGGCAAGACCAGCCCCAUUCCUAUUGCCAUCAACAUAGGAUCUGGCCUUGGAUUAAUGGUUGUGGCCACUGUGCUGUGUGAUCUUGUUGUACUUAACUGCCUAAAGCGUCGGGAUUUGUACAAGUCAAAGAAGUACAAGUUUGUUACAAGUGAGGAGAACUAUAACGGAUUCACAAACCAGUCAUUCUCCUAGCUCAUUCAAACAUAUGUGUCGAAAGAAUGCUGAGGCAAUUAGAAGAAAUUUUUGUGUUUGUGUAAUGAUAAAAUCAAGUGCCUCUGCUAUGUCACAUUUUUGCAGUGGGACCAUUGUUAAUCUGCCGUGGCUUGUUUGUUCAUCAUUGUAAACGGGCAUUACCUUAUUUUCUGUAUUUGUACCAUAUAUAAGAUCUUUAAUAUGCUUCAGUAGUGCUCUCUAAGCAUCGUAUUUUCAUCUGACAAAUAUGAUGAUGAAGUUUAUUCGCUAGCAGUAGCGCACCCAGGACUUCUGCCGGGGGGGGGGGGGGGGGGGGGACAGUUUGCCUUAGCUUGCCAGUACCAUCUAAACAGCACUAAUUUCAAUUUCUUCACGGGAAAUUGUCAAAAAGUGCGUUUUUGCGCAAGUUUGUGAGUCUGCAGAUGAUUGCGCGUCUUACAUCUUAGCUGCAGUACUCAAAGACGCAAGGAAAGAAAAGGGGUUAUACAAAAGGGGGGGUUAACUCGGCCUCAGGGGGGGGGGGUAAGCCCCCCCCCCCCCGUCGGUGCGCCACUGUUCGCUAGGUUUCUUUAAAAGUAAGUUAAGUAUAUUUCUUUAGCUGACUUCAUCAACAAUAUGAACUUCUUAUUGUGCAGUAAUAAAAAAAAUAACAAGCUAAACAACUGUUUUGGAUUUAUGCUUACUAUAGCCUAUAUAUUUAUUAAAGGGACAGUAAUGAGGAAUAUCAUUCAUAUUCAUAGGAUGAGCUUCUGCAGUAACAAAAUGGCUACUUUUUCCUUGAAAGGAGGCAUGAUAAGCCAGAAAAGACACAACUGUGAAAGACUGCUAGCAAUGCCGCACUGAAGCUUUUGAAUUUUAUGCAUAAGGCUUAGCAAAACAUGUUUACUUGCCAUUUAGUUCUGAGAACUUGUUUAAUGAGCUUCCCCUUUUCCUUCUUUUUUUUUUCUGUGGUUGUGUUUUUGUCUUUACGUCCCAAUGUUAGCAAAAGACAGUGGCAUGCUUGGGAACCGAAAGCUUUUAUCUGAGGUCAUGAUGCAAUUCCAUGGAGCGUGCUCAACUGCAUGAAACUACACGGAUCUCAACUGUGAUGACAGACCCAUGACAAGAGCUGAGAGAUUUACCAGCUGUUAAAGUGCAGACGAGAUUUUGACCUUUUUCUACCAAACUCAUUUGUUUUGUAUGUGUCCAACAUCAGCUGUGUUUGCAAUUUCAUAUGGUGACUUUUACCAUGUCUGUCAUUUUGCAUUCUAGUCGAAAUGCACUGUAAUGCGUGGAAGCUUCUGAUUAUUUUUAUAUGUCCUGGUCCAACUUACUUUUGUAAUAAAUUUUACGUCAAUUGUA